AUGGCAAUGACAAAUAGCAAAACACAAGGUUUUAUAGAACCAACAUGGGAUAAAUGGAAACAAAAUGCUAUCACUGUAGCUGGUGGAAAUGGACAAGGACAAGAAUUAAAUCAACUGAAUGGUCCUAUAGGAAUUUUUAUCGAUAAAAAGAAAAGUAUUAUCAUUGCUGAUUGGAUGAAUCAUCGUAUUGUUCAAUGGAAAUAUAAUGCAAAAGAAGGAAACAUUAUUGCAGAUAGAAAUCGGAUGCAUCAAUUGGAUCUACCAACAGAUGUGAUUGUUGAUCAACAAAGUCAUUCGAUUAUCAUUGCUGACCAAGGAAACAGACGAGUUAUUCAAUAUUCGAAUCAAACUCAACAAAUUCUCAUUGAUAAUAUUGGCUGUUGUGGCUUAGCAAUGGAUAAAUAUGGAUUUCUUUAUGUUUCUGAUGGAAAGAAAAAUGAAGUGAGACGUUGGAAAAUGGGAGAAUAUAACAGUGAAGGAAUUGUAAUAGCAGGUGGAAACGGACAAGGAAAUCAGCUUAAUCAACUCAACUAUCCUACUUUUAUCUUUGUCGAUGAAAAUCAAUCUGUUUAUGUAUCAGAUUGGAACAAUCAUCGUGUGAUGAAAUGGAGAAAAGAUGCAAAAGAAGGGAAAGUUGUGGUUGGAGGAAAUGGUCGAGGAGAAAAUCUCAACCAAUUGUGGUUUCCUCGAGGAUUGUUUGUUGAUCAUCUCUGUCAAAUCUAUGUGGCAGAUUACGGAAAUCAUCGAGUGAUGCGUUGGUGUGAAGGAAAAGAACAAGGUGAAAUUAUUGUUGGAGGAAAUGAUGAAAGAAAUCAACUGAAGUAUCCCCGUGGUUUAUCUUUUGAUGAUGAAGGAAAUCUUUAUGUUACUGAGAGUUUUAAUCAUCGAAUUGUAAAAUUUGAAAUACUCUUGUGA
Molecule: messenger RNA, 915 nt
Organism: Adineta steineri
Lineage: Eukaryota; Metazoa; Rotifera; Eurotatoria; Adinetida; Adinetidae
Source: the annotation of a GenBank genome assembly